Molecule: messenger RNA, 1704 nt
Organism: Exophiala dermatitidis NIH/UT8656
Lineage: Eukaryota; Fungi; Ascomycota; Eurotiomycetes; Chaetothyriales; Herpotrichiellaceae
Exons: 2
Coding region: 1-1704 (567 amino acids)
Biological process (GO): regulation of DNA-templated transcription
Molecular function (GO): zinc ion binding; DNA-binding transcription factor activity, RNA polymerase II-specific
Source: RefSeq, a predicted model, not a curated record
AUGACCGCUGUGCAGAAAUUCGCCCAGAAGGUCGAUGGUCACCACCAUGAUUUGCUGAACCCAUAUAGCCGCCUACGACGGCGCCGGCGGACAGCUCACGAGAAGUCCAGGACCGGAUGUAUGACCUGCAAGGCGCGCAAAGUCAAAUGCGACGAAACAAAACCCUACUGUCGAAGAUGCACUGAAUCUGGUCGCGAAUGUGAUGGACCUAUCUCUUCUGGUCUUCGCUUCAUCCACGAGGGUCGCACAGUCUCGGAAGGCAACGGCUUGUUCUACCGGCCCGAGAUAUCUCUGGCUACUCCUCAACAUGACAGCGCGGAGCAACGAGCAUUCCACCACUUCCUUCACCGCGCGGCACCCGUUUUCGCGGGUGUUGUAGAUUCUCCUUUCUGGCUUGAUCUUGUUCCCCGCCUUGCCCAAUCCAAUCCAUUUGUCUGGGACGCCGUGGUCUCGAUCAGCUGGCUGUUCGAACAUGUCCCCUACGAUCGCUUGGUGACCAAUUUGGACGCGAGGCCAGCCGUUAUCGUCAGCCAGGGUCACCGACAAGCACUGCAAUGGUACACCCGUGCCAUCGCCAGUCUGCGUCAACACCUGGAACAGGGCGAAGUCGAUGCACCUCUCGCCCUCGUGAGUUGUAUUCUAUUUGUUAGCGUCGAAUACCAACAGCGGAACAUCGGGAAUGCUUUGGUGUUGAUGGAAAUGGGCUACAAGCUCCUAGCCCAGAGCAUCUCGGCCUCCUCAUCACGCAUGCAAUCCUUACCAAACAGUAGUGUGGUCGGUGAAGUCGUCACGCCGUUCUUCUCCCGCCAUGCGGUCCUCGUGGCCACGCUGGGGAGUCCCCUACCACCCGACUGGAGUUGCUAUGUUGCGGAGAACACUGGCACUCUACAACGUACGACACUGCUUGCAUCCCUAUCUACCCUCGACGAGCCUAGGGCGCACCUGUACAGCUUGACAUACCGAGCACACGAGGUCAUCAGAGCGGAACAGUUGAGGCCUACCGAGCACCGUAUCAUCCGGUUACAACGCAUGAAACAGGAAUUGAUACUGCAAGAACUCAGACAAUGGGAGACGGCUUUUGUCAACAAGUGGAGUCACGACAAGAGGACGGAGAUCCUGUGGGCCGUGUCGAGUCUUCUCGUCUACUGUGGUGUCUGUUAUAUCUGGCUGUCGACGUGUACGAGCCCGCUGCAGACCGCGUUUGACGACUAUAUGGAUCGGUUUGCCACUAUCCUCAAGCACGCCGAGAAGGUGCUCGAGUACAGGGUGGAUUCUGCAACGGGACGGCCACGGCCUAUCUUCACGUCCGCACCCGGACUGGUUCCCCAUCUGUACUUCUGUGCUACCAAGUGCCGGGAUCCUUGGUUGCGGCGUCAAGCACUAGGGCUCCUACAGCGAGCGCCCGCAGGGGACGGUCUGUGGGCAUCUGUCGCGAAUCCGAAAGUGAUUGAAAAAAUCAUAUCCAUCGAGGAAGGCGAACGUUAUCAUGUAAACAGCUCUCAACCCAAAGACGCAGGGCCACUUCCGUUACCGCCCGAGGAAAAUCGCAUCCAUCAUGUUGCCGUUGUCAAGAAAGAUGUCUCGGGGAGUGCUCCGCGCUUAGCGCUUCAAUUGAGCAAAUGUACUGCUACCCCUGAUCGGUCGAAGGCGACGAUCAGUGAGAACAUUUGGCUAGAUCUGGGAGAAGACAAUGAGGGCCCUUGA